Ilex paraguariensis (yerba mate) is the source of this 285-nucleotide messenger RNA. Lineage: Eukaryota; Viridiplantae; Streptophyta; Magnoliopsida; Aquifoliales; Aquifoliaceae. The record is from the annotation of a GenBank genome assembly.
AUGCAGGGUUGCUUGAUGCAUAGUGGGGGAUGUAAGCUGUCUAUUGAUGCUAAAAGUGUCAACAACACCAUGCCAUGUUACAGUGAAUCAGAAUCAAUGGUGACAAGCGAAGAAGAAGACAUGGAAAACCGGGGCGUUAAACGUUGUUCUUGGAUUUCUGCCAAUUCGAGCUCAACCACCAUCAGCACUGUGUCUCAGAAUGAGGCACGGUUUAUGGAAUUUUUGCAUCACGCUGGCGAGUAUAUUACGGCGGAAAGAAAUGGUGUUUAUGCUGACAGCAAAUAA